Messenger RNA from Thrips palmi, 2136 nucleotides. It is a transcript of the gene yps, whose product is annotated as Y-box-binding protein 1. Gene Ontology annotation, molecular function: nucleic acid binding. The coding region runs from base 126 to 1025 and encodes 299 amino acids. Gene Ontology annotation, cellular component: nucleus. The transcript has 8 exons. The record is from RefSeq and is a predicted model, not a curated record. NCBI's taxonomy places the organism in Eukaryota, Metazoa, Arthropoda, Insecta, Thysanoptera, Thripidae. Gene Ontology annotation, biological process: regulation of gene expression.
AGCUGAUGAACUGCUCGCUACCGCAUGUAAACCGCCGGCCAUGUUGAGUUGGAAUUGAACAAAGCUACGAGAAGGAAGGGAGAAGAUCGGCUCGGCGUGUUAACACCGCACCCCUACCAUCCAUCAUGGCUGACCCGGAAAAACAGCCCGAACAACCCAAGGCUGUCCCACAAAAGCCUGUCAUCGCUAACAAAGUAACCGGCGUUGUGAAAUGGUUCAACGUUAAAAGUGGGUACGGGUUUAUCAACAGGAAUGACAGCAAGGAGGAUGUCUUUGUGCAUCAAUCAGCCAUUGUUAAAAACAACCCUAAAAAAGCGGUGCGCAGUGUUGGUGAUGGAGAAGUGGUUGAGUUUGAUGUCGUCGUGGGGGAGAAGGGGAAUGAGGCCGCCAACGUGACUGGUCCUGCUGGUGAGCCUGUGAAGGGCUCUCCCUAUGCCGCUGACAAGCGCCGUGGCUACCGUCAGUGGUACUAUGGAGGACGUGGCCGUGGCAUGCGCCCCCGACGUGAAGGCAACCAUGAAGGUUAUGAAAGUGGAGAUGGUGGUAAGGGAGAGGAAGGUGGUGAAGGUGAAGGAGGUCAACAGCAACAGAGGCGGUACAGACCAAGGCGUCGCUUUGAGCCCAACAAUUACUACAAUAACUAUCGUGCCCGCAAACCCCAGCAGGGCGGAGAAGAGGGUAAGGAGGGAGAGGAAGGUGGUGAAGGUGUUGAGGGAGGCCGCCCAGCCAGAGGCAGAGGUGCACCCCGUCGCUUCUUCCGCCGCAACUUCCGUGGGGGUCGCGGAGCUGGGCCACCUCGCAGACCAAGGAGUCAGGACGGGCAGAAUGUGAGCGAGGGAGAGGGAGGUGCUGAGGGUGCCCGGCCCCGUCCACGCUAUCGUCGUCGCCCGUCCCGAACCUCCGGCACCAGCCAAAGUGAGGGAGACAGUAAGGUCAAGCCUGAGUCCACUGAAGCCCAGACCACACCUGCCCAAGAUUCGUCACAAGCUGUGCAGCAUACAACUACCACAGAGAGCUCUGCCUAAAUGCAGUCUGGCCACCUGCCCUAACACCUGGCCAACUAAACAUCAUUAAUUUGUUAGUGCAGAUCCAAGUUUGUUUAGCAAUAAGCCCUACACCUCCUUGCAAGGCUCAAAAUGAAACUGAUGCUAUUUCUUGGCCAUGUCAGGUUGUGUUGUCAUAUCUUUAAUAAUUUUUUUUUCCUUUUUGUUUUUGUGUUGAUUGAUAGUGUUCUGUAGCAUGUCAUAUGACUUUGCAUGAGUUUUAUAAUGUUUUUGUUUUCAAAACCUGUAGGUAAUGUUUGUGGGCCCUUUAUCAAGAUUGAUACUUUGUACUAUUUAUAACACAUAGCACAAUUUUUGGAAAUCUCGAUCCCCUUGUCAUUAUUUAUGCAAAGGUUUUGUUUUGAGUCUUACGUACUACUACUAUGGAAGCUAUUUGUAGGAGAGUGUAUAGUUGUAGAGCAAGCGGAGGAGGCGGCCUUCGUCUUUUUUUCUUUUUCUGUGUGAUGGAGAUCGUGUGCUGCGUUCUACCGCCUCACGCGUUGCUCUCAUCCUUACUAGCAUGAUUGCUGAUCAACAACAAAUUAGUUGGGUCAGGCUUACCAGUAAGUAACCAGCCAAAUAAUUCAUGCUUGUCCAACAAUGCAUGUGUUUGAUGAAAUAAACAAAAAGUCCGUCAUGGAACAUAUGAUCACAGUAAGGGUACCGCAAAAGGUCCAUGUCAUGAACUGUUCAUUUUGACGAGAAGCAAUUUAAUUUAUUUGUAACUUAAAAUAUGUGAAUUAUUGUGUUUUGACCUUCAUGACGCUGGAGAGUUUUUUUGUUGCCUUUUUUUGUUUUUUUUUUAGGGAGGGAGGGGUGGGGGGACUGUACUGCAGUUAAACUGUGGUUGAUUGACCUUGAUCUUUUUUAUUUUUCAUGAUUUUUUUUUCUUUUCUUUUGAAGCUAUUGUCAUCUAGCUUUCUGUUCACUUUUGAUGAAACUGGUUCUGACUUGAUGUUGCAUUUAGGUUUUUUACACCCUGUAAAGUGAACAACGAUUUGGCAUUAAUGAUGAAUUGCCUGCCUUUGUACAAAACUACCAAAAAUUUUUCACAACAUGUGCAUUUUGAAUAAACAAGCCAAAAAGAUCUGAA